Messenger RNA from Acanthaster planci (crown-of-thorns starfish), 2296 nucleotides. It is a transcript of the gene actr6, whose product is annotated as actin related protein 6. Lineage: Eukaryota; Metazoa; Echinodermata; Asteroidea; Valvatida; Acanthasteridae. The record is from RefSeq and is a predicted model, not a curated record.
UCGGAAGUAAUCCAGUUGACGAAAUCCAAGAUGGCAGCGACCAUGGUGCUAGAUAAUGGCGCGCAUCAGGUGAAAGUUGGCCUGAAUACUGAGAUGAAACCAAGAUCGAUUCCCAAUUGCAUUAUGAAAGCCAAGAACGAGCGCAGGAAACAAUACAUAGGAUCACAGAUUGACGAUUGCAAGGACCUGUCUGGAAUCUUCUACUUGUUGCCCUUCCAGAAGGGUUAUCUGGUCAACUGGGAUGUCCAGCGGCAGGUCUGGGAGCAUACGUUCGGCAAGGACGUGAUGAGCCUGGAGCCGGAGGACACCAAUGCGGUCAUCGCCGAGCCGUAUUUCGACUUCUCCUCCAUACAGGAGGCCAUGAAUGAAAUCUUUUUUGAGGAGUACAACUUCAAAGCCAUCCUCAGAACCAACGCUGGUACCUUGAGCGCGUUCAAGAACAGGCAGGAGGAGCCUAAUGAGCUGUGCUGUCUCCUGGUGGAUUCUGGGUACUCAUUCACUCACAUCGCACCUUACUACAAUGGCAAGAAAGUGGGUAGUUCAAUAAGAAGAGUAAAUAUCGGCGGAAAAGUCUUAACCAAUCACCUGAAGGAGAUCAUCUCAUAUCGUCAACUACACGUCAUGGAUGAGACGUACGUCAUGAACCAGGUCAAAGAAGAUGUCUGCUAUGUGUCUCUUGACUUCUACGGCGACAUGAAAAUUGCAAAAUUGAAGAGCAAGGAGAACACCGUUGUCAGGGACUACAUUUUACCAGACUUCUCUCACUCCAAGAGAGGUUAUUUGAAGCAAGAGGACACUAAACUCAAACCUCAUGAGCAGACUGUUCGGAUGAACAAUGAAAGGUUUGCUGUACCUGAGAUCCUGUUCCAUCCAUCUGACAUCGGCAUACAAGAAAUGGGUGUCUCUGAAGCCAUAGUGCAUGUCAUCAACAACUGUCCCACAGAUAUGAGACCUCACCUGUUUAAAAACAUCCUCCUGACGGGUGGCAAUGCCAUGUUCCCCGGCUUCAAAGAGCGAGUGGAGAGUGAUGUGAGGUCCAUGGCGCCAGCGCUGUACGAUGUCCGUGUGACAAAACCAGACAACCCCAUCACACAUGCAUGGGAGGGCGGCAAACUUCUCAGCACGUCCAAGAACUUCUCCUCGCUGAUGGUGACAAGAGAUGAAUACAGUGAACAUGGACACAGCAUCUGCUGGGAGAAAUUUGACGUCUGACGGAGGCGCAGUGGUUCAUAAACAUAAAGGGGGUUGUUCAGUGCGAACCUUCACAUGUCCCGUGAUACAGAGAACAUUGAGUAUUGUGUGUGUGACAGAUGGGCUGUAAGCACACCUGCAGUUUGAAACUUCUUGAUAGCACUCGUUUUAGUCACAAGACAAAUUGGAGACUAGACCUCCUGUUACACGAGGACAGAGGGACGUCCAAAAGCGGACAUCCUAGUGGACGACAAUGCUGCUUUCCCUCAUCCCGUAAACUCCGAUUGGCCUGGUUGUCAGUAACUGACAUACAUGUGCAUAGCGAGUAUGUUUGGAAUGUAGCGUAAGCCUGCACCGCAUUAGAAGACAGUUUCUUGUAAGGAGAGUUGGGAUCGAGUUGCGUGGAUAAGAACUAGUCCCCGCCACAUCUGUGUUUCAACAUGUGUUUAGCCUCCACAACUACAGAACAAGUUGGACACGUACCUGUUUGAGUGGAUUUACUUACACGGCACACCCCACGUCUGAACGUAUUAGGAUGUACCGAUCGUUCUCAAGCUCUUAUCUGAUGGGAGAUGCUGUGGCUGUGAUCAGACCUUUUGUUAGAGUUCAUUAGCCCCAGGGAGCUGCUGUCAGUGGACAGAUGCUUUCUGACAGGUGCAGGGAGCAUUUCCCUUUGAAGCCUACUGGUGCCCAUGCGAUGAAAGCCGAGGAUACACUGUAAAUGCCUCGCCGUCGAAUUGCAUCAGGCCAAGUUGGUCAAAGGCUGAAAACCUUGCUCAGAAAUCCACAUGACUGUGGAUUUAGGCCGGAGAAGUAUACUGUAAUACAUUACUGACAGUUUUUAUAUAAGAGGGUCCAUUCUCUGACAGUUGGAAGUACGGGUUAUGACGUUAUUAUUUCUACUAAGGGCAAAACACCUGUAAUCAAAAUUAAUAUCUCCCUGAUGCAAAAGUACAUCUUGAAAUAUUUCUACUAAUCAAAGUUAAACAGCAACAAUAACUGUUAUAACAUAAAUGUGCUCAAUACAAUGUUGCACAUUAAGUUUACUUUGGACGAUGGGGGUCUUGUUAAUGCAGAAAAAUAAACAUACAUAUCAAAUAAAUCA